This is a messenger RNA of Labrus bergylta (ballan wrasse), 1933 nucleotides long. The record is from RefSeq and is a predicted model, not a curated record. Lineage: Eukaryota; Metazoa; Chordata; Actinopteri; Labriformes; Labridae.
GCAGAACACAGAUGCAGCCUUGCUUCCGACCAUCAGCUAUCCUGCCUUUGCAGUUGACGAUGAUGCCCUCUACAGUCAGACACUGGACAAGAUAGUGCGCAAACUACGAGGCAAAUACGGCUUCAAGCGAUUUCUCCGAGAUGGCUACCGCACAGCUAACGAAGACAAGAAUCGAAGAUACUACAAACCUGCUGAAAUGAAGCUUUUUGAUGGAAUCGAGUGCGAGUUUCCAAUAUUUUUCAUCUACAUGAUGAUUGACGGAGUGUUUAGAGGAAACAAAGCUCAGGUCAAAGAAUACCAGGAACUGCUUGAACCCAUUAUCUUCCAGUCUUACGAGGGCCACGCUGUGAUCCCCAAGUAUUACUACGUACCGGCUGACUUUGUGGAGGCGGAGCAGAACAAGCAUGGAAGCCAGAAGCGUUUCCCUAGCAACUCAGGCCGUGACGGGAAUCUCUUCCUGUGUGGCCAGGCUCUGUUCAACAUCGCCAAGCUGCUGGUGGAUGAGCUGAUCAGCCCUAAAGACAUUGAUCCUGUCCAUCGCUAUGUGCCCCGCCAGGAUCAACGCAACGUCAGCAUGAGAUACUCCAAUCAGGUGAGCUGUACUGUAACUCCACUCAAUGCAGCACCUUUCAUACGAGCAUGCAGCCCGAAGACCUUCACAAAGGAACAACAGACAGGGAAUAACAACAGAAAUCCACAUCGAUUGUUCAGCUAGUAUAAAACUAAAAUAAGAGAAAAGAAGGUCAUCAAUUAGUAAUGAAAGAGAUAAAAGGAAUAAUACAAAUGUAAGUCAGAAAAACGCUGAAAUAGUAAUAUUAAUAUUAGCAGAAGGUUGAAAUCCCGUUGACAAAGAGUGUCCUGGCCUGAGAUAGCAUCAUAAACGUUUCCUAAAGAACAUACAACAGACCAGAACACAGAGAAAUAACAUCAGUACAAUAAAUAUGCAGCAUUAGGUAGUAAGACAUGUGCAUGUACUUGUCAAGUGAUCCUGCUUUUAAACCCUUCAGAACUAAUACAAUCCUCAAGUUUAAAGUAAAAAGGGAGUUACAACAAGUCCUGUGACUUCCUGACAUGUCUCUGCUCUCAUUUGACUUCAGCAUACUUAUAAUUUACAACGUGUCAUCUGGAAUACUCAUAGACACUGGAAAGAUUUAUUUUAAGUAUAAUGUAGCAUUCAAGUACCCUCUGUUAAGCUUUAUACUUAGCCUCGUAAGAAAACUCAUGAUAAAAAAAAGGAAAUCUGACUGCCUUUAAAAAAAAAAAGAAAUGAAGUAUCACUUAGUAGAGUCAGAGAGUGUAGGCAGUAACUGCCCACUCACCAUGAACAAGUAGUAUUUGUUCUCUGUUAUCAACUUAGUCUGUGUAUGUAAGAAGAAGAACAAGUUAUGGGUAAAUCCAGACAUGUGAUAAACAUUUCUGGGAGGAAUGGAGUUGUUUCUCUUUUCUCUUUUUUGCGUCACCUGAAAAUCUUAAUGCUUGUUUUGUUUUUUUGAGGCUGUUCUUUUACCUGCUACACCCACGGUUUCUUUACCGUGGCUUCUGGGCCUUGAAUGGGGAAUUUUAAUUUAUUGCAGUAUGCAACAGACUGAAUUUGAUGUUGAGAUGUCUCUUUAUUAACGGCAAAAGCAAAAAGGACCAUCAAUGACUUUACUGAGAAUAAGCAGCACACUGAAGAAAGCCUUUAUUUUACAUUUCCACGGAAAUAUUCACAAUAAUUGAUAUAUUUGACUGUUCAAAGGAAGCAGGACUUUUCUUUUUGUCAGAAAACACAACCUACGCAUGUAAUGGUCAAGAUCAGCAAAGAUGUAAGAUGAUAAGAUGUACUAGUUUGUACCCAAGGGGCAACCUUUGGUGUUGAAAAAGGAAGCAGAUGCGUGCAAAAUCCUGCAGUUUGCCCGCUUGAGGCUGAUGCAGAAGCACCAGAAGUUACAUA